Chenopodium quinoa (quinoa) is the source of this 1137-nucleotide messenger RNA. RefSeq lists its product as uncharacterized. The record is from RefSeq and is a predicted model, not a curated record. Bases 1 to 1137 code for a protein of 378 amino acids. The transcript has 4 exons. NCBI's taxonomy places the organism in Eukaryota, Viridiplantae, Streptophyta, Magnoliopsida, Caryophyllales, Amaranthaceae.
AUGGAAAUUAAUGCACUUGCUGUUAAAUUACUUCACUGUGGUCUUGGACCUCAUGAACACAAUUGUGUUAUGGGCUGUAAAAAUGCUAAAGAAAUUUGGGAUUUACUUCAAGUAACAUAUGAAGGAACUAACGAGGUGAGACACUCUAAAAUUGAUCUGCUUAGGUCUAAACAUGAACGUUUUGAAAUGCAACCAAAAGAAACAAUCCAGGAAAUGUUAACCAGAUGGAGAGCCAAGGUGACUGCCUUACAAGAAACUAAGGACUUCACAAAGUUCAACAUUGAGCAACUUGCUGGUUCCCUCAUGACUCAUAAGUUGCACUUAGGAACAAGCAACAAUGAAGGAAACAAAGGAAAAGGCUUGGCUCUCAAAGCUAGUAAUCCAGAAGAUUUUGAAGUAGAUGAAGAAGAGGCUGCCAUGUUGGUGAUAAGGUUCAAGAUAAUGUUCAAUCGAAACAAUAAAACAAGAAAAGGGAAGGCUAAGGAACAAAACAAGAGCAACAAAACUCCUUUCAACAAGACAGACAUUAGGAAGGCUAUGAUAGCUGCUUGGGGAGAUUCUGAGAGUGAAGAUGAGGAGGAACAACCUGAAGAAGAAACAUCCAAUCUCUGUCUAAUGGCCAAACGUGAUGAAAAGGCUUACAAUGAAGAACUAGCUAAAGAUGUAUUUGUCGAUCCCAAUCACCUUAGAACUCUUCCUAAAGAAGUACGUAUUGAUUUUAUUUUAGAAAUGGAAGAUGACUGGAGAAUUGAUAUUAAAAAGCUUAAUGAGUGUGAAAAGGAUCUCAAAGUCUACAAGGAACACAACGCCUGGAUUGAGAACCAGCACACUGAUAUUCAAGGCAGAUUCUUUGAUCUUUUUGACAAGAAUCUUCAUCUAAAAGAAAUAAAUGAAAAACUCAAGUAUGAAAAUAUUAUUGUUAAUGUAGAACUGAGUCAAUAUAAGCUUGCUAGUGCUGACUUAAAUCGUCAAGUUCCUCUUCUGAAUCAUUGCCUAAAUGUUCUAGUGAGGGGGAACAACACGUGGUACCUCGACAGCGGUUGUUCAAAGCAUAUGACAGGAGACAAAUCAAAAUGCCUCUCACUUGAGGCCUAUUCUGGAGGAACUGUGACCUUUGGAGUCAACAAGAAAGAAUAA